Elephantulus edwardii (Cape elephant shrew) is the source of this 790-nucleotide messenger RNA. RefSeq names its product protein phosphatase 1, regulatory (inhibitor) subunit 1A (gene PPP1R1A). Gene Ontology annotation, biological process: intracellular signal transduction. NCBI's taxonomy places the organism in Eukaryota, Metazoa, Chordata, Mammalia, Macroscelidea, Macroscelididae. The record is from RefSeq and is a predicted model, not a curated record. The transcript has 7 exons. The coding region runs from base 158 to 667 and encodes 169 amino acids. Gene Ontology annotation, molecular function: protein phosphatase inhibitor activity. Gene Ontology annotation, cellular component: cytoplasm.
CCCGGAGCCGCGAGCAGGAGCUCGAAGCUGGGAGCCGUGCGCGCCGGGCUGGGGCCGGGGCUGGAGCGCUGCGGAGAGGGAGCGCGCCCGCCCCAGCCCCGAGUGCUGCCUACUUCCCUCCCGCCACAGCGCCGGCCCGCAGGCCACCGCCCCAGCCAUGGAUCAAGACAACAGCCCCCGGAAGAUCCAGUUCACCGUCCCGCUCCUGGAGCCGCACCUUGACCCCGAGGCAGCUGAGCAGAUUCGGAGGCGUCGCCCCACCCCUGCCACCCUCGUGCUGACCAGUGACCAGUCCUCCCCAGAGAUAGAUGAAGACCGGAUCCCCAACCCACUUCUCAAGUCCACUCUGUCAAUGUCUCCACGGCAAAGGAAGAAGGUGACAAGGACCACACCCACCAUGAAAGAGCUCCAAAUGAUGGUUGAACAUCACCUGGGGCAACAGCAGCAAGGAGAGGAGCCUGAGGGAGCCUCUGAGAGAACGGGGCCCCAGGAGUCCUGCUCAUCUGGGAUCAAAGACACAGAGUCAAGGCUGAGCACUGCUGGGGCAGCGCAAAAGCCUGCCGGAACCAGCCCUAAAACUCAGGAGAGGGACAGUAAGGAACCAGGCAAAGAAGAGCCCUCCAAGCAUACACAGCCAUUGGAUUCCCAAGGAGCCAACUCGGUCUAAGUGUGAAGAAGUUGUCCCGGAACCAUGACUGCAGCUCGGGAAGGCAUGGACACUGAAUUUGUUUAUUACUUCACUUUUGGGGAAAAUCUCGUUUUUAAAAUGUGAUAAAUUUGGUGUUAGGUC